Messenger RNA from Acomys russatus (golden spiny mouse), 3362 nucleotides. RefSeq names its product POP1 homolog, ribonuclease P/MRP subunit (gene Pop1). Lineage: Eukaryota; Metazoa; Chordata; Mammalia; Rodentia; Muridae. Gene Ontology annotation, biological process: tRNA 5'-leader removal. The transcript is spliced from 16 exons. Bases 128 to 3184 code for a protein of 1018 amino acids. The record is from RefSeq and is a predicted model, not a curated record. Gene Ontology annotation, cellular component: nucleolar ribonuclease P complex; ribonuclease MRP complex.
CGUGGAGGAAGCAGCCAUGCUGCGCACGCGCCCUCUGCUCGCUUGCUCAUCAUCCGCUGUGCGAACUUCUAGGGGUCUCAGAACCUUGUCAUACUGACCAGCGGAGCCCUCAGAGCAUCUGGCAGAAAUGUCUAAUGCAAAAGAAAGAAAACAUGCUAAGAAAAUGAGAAACCAGCCCAGUAAUGUGACUCUAUCCUCUGGCUUUGUGGCUGAGAGAGGUGGAAAGCACCAUUUUGGAGGGGGGAAGCCUUCCCAGUCUCAAAAACAAGAGCUUCAUUCCGGAACCUCACAGCAGUGGCAAAGCAAGAUGAGCCCCCACUUACUUCCCAAGUCUGAUGUGAAUGAGCAGUCUUCCUCCAAAACCAUGUUUAAGAAAAAAGGAGGCUGGAAAGCAGGUCCUGAGGGCACUUCACAGGAGAUCCCCAAAUACAUAACUGCUUCUACUUUUGCUCAAGCACGAGCUGCUGAAAUCAGUGCUAUGUUAAAAGCUGUGACCCAGAAAUCGUCCAACUCACUGGUUUUCCAGACUCUUCCACGCCACAUGCGACGAAGAGCCAUGAGCCACAAUGUCAAACGUCUUCCCAGACGGUUGCAGGAGAUGGCCAAAAAAGAGGCCGAGAAAGUUGCUCAUCAGAAAAAAGAACAGUCAAAAACUAAAUGCCAUAAAGCCCGAAGAUGUCACCUAAACCGGACGCUGGACUUUAACCGUAGACAAAAGAAGAACAUAUGGUUAGAGACUCACAUCUGGCAUGCCAAACGGUUCCACAUGGUGAAGAAGUGGGGGUACUGCCUUGGGGAGAGGCCCACAGCCAAGAGCCACCGAGCCUGCUACCGUGCCAUGACAAGUCUCUGCCUCCUGCAGGAUUUGUCAUAUUACUGUUGUUUGGAGCUGAAGGGUAAAGAGGAAGAGAUUCUGAAGGCGCUUGCUCAGAUGUGUAGCAUAGACACAGGGCUGACCUUCGCUGCGGUUCACUGCUUGUCUGGGAAGCGGCAAGGGAGUCUCAUGCUUUACCGGGCAAAUAGGUAUCCCAGAGAGCCGCUCGGGCCUGUCACCUUUAUCUGGAAGUCUAAGAAGGCCACAGGGGACACCUCUGAGGACAGGCAGUUGUGGAUCUGGCUUCACCCAACUCUUAAGCUGGCUGUCCUAGAGGAAAUAAAAGCAACAUGCCAGUGUUCAGAACCAAUCAAACCAAGUGUCUGUGUCCCUGAUCCUCUCCCGACACCAGCCCAGGAAGAAAGUCAACCUGAAUUAGGUGAUGACAAAAUUAGCAAGAAAAGGAAAAGGAAAGAUGAUGAAGAAAGUAUUAAACCAACUAAGAAAAUUCUUGGCGAUGGAACUAGAGACCCAUGUCAGCCACGUUCAUGGGUCUCUCCUACCACAGGGAUUAUAAUCAGUGAUCUGACAAUGGAGAUGAGCAGGUUCCGCCUGAUUGGCCCACUUUCCCACUGCAUCCUGACCUCAGCACUAAGACCUGCUCCUAUGCACACAGGGGAGGAGGAUGCAGAGGAGACACCCCAUCACUGGUGGAGCGACACUUGCAAGAGCUCAGAUGGUGUUUUUCUUCAUCAAAGACAGGAAGCAGUGUUCGAGUUGCUGGGAGGGAUAUCAUCACCUGCGGAAAUCCCUGCAGGUACUAUUCUGGGAUUGACAGUUAGGGAUCCGAGAGUAAAUUUGCCCCCACAGCGGUCCAGAGCUUUGCCUGAUCCAGAAAGAUACCAAGAUAAUGAGCAAAUUAAACAGCUGCUUCUGGAGGGUGUGCCUGUGGACUGUACGCGUAGCUUUAUCUGGAACCAGGAUAUCUGUAGGAGUGUCACAGAGAAUAAAAUCUCGGAUCAGGACUUAAACCGGAUGAGAAGUGAAUUGCUGGUUCCCGGGUCACAGCUUGUUUUAGGGCCUCGUGAAUCCAAGAUACCUAUACUUCUGGUUCAACAGCCAGGAAAAGUGACUGGCGAAGACCGACUGGGCUGGGGAAGUGGCUGGGACAUCCUCCUCCCCAAGGGUUGGGGCAUGGCCUUUUGGAUCCCAUUUAUCUACCGAGGUGCAAGAGUUGGGGGGCUAAAAGAGGCUACAGUACAUUCUCAGUACACACGGUCACCAAAUGUCCCAGGCGAUUUCCCAGACUGCCAAGCUGGCCUUCUGUUUGCUGAAGACCAAGCUAAGGACCUUCUAGAAAAAUAUAAAAGACGCCCUCCUGCCAAAAGGCCCAACUACGUUAAGCUUGGCACACUGGCACCUUUCUGCUGUCCGUGGGAACAGCUGACUCAGGACUGGGAGUCCAGGGCUCAGGCCCAAGAGACAGAUAUUACAGCUUCAAUGCCCAGUGCUCAAGGGAGUGUCCCAAGACCACCCGGAGUGUCUUGUGUCCCUGAAGAGAUCUGUCAACCAUCUGAUGAGGCAAGCAUUGCUGAAAACCAACCCAUGAAGCCAGAGGUCACAGGCUAUCAACCUCAGGCAUGGACUGAGGCAGUUCUGGAGCAGAGUGCCAGUGAGAAUCACAUGGCUCCCACUGGUAGCCCCGCUAGCCAGCUCUGUGUUGUUCGGAGUAGGGAGUUACGGAAGCAGCUGUCUGCCUGGUGUGGCCGCAGUUCUGAGGCCAGGAGGGCUCCCGGCAGAGGCCAGCAAGAACUGACCAGAAAGGCCUGCUUGUCCAUUCUGAAUGAUUUCCCCAGAGCUCUGGUGUGGGUCAGCCUGUCCCUGCUCAGGAAGGGCAGCCCCGAACCGCGCACCAUGAUUUGUGUCCCAUCUGAGGAGGACCUGCUCCAGCUCAGUCAGGAUCAGCAUUACCACGGACCCAGGGAGCCUAGACACAGCGACCCGUUCAAGAGCUUGAUUCUGAAAGAGAAAGAGAAGAAGAAAAUGGAGAAGAGGCGGAACCGAGACCACAUGGUACCCACAGGCCUGGCAGUAGAGGCAUCUGCAGUUGCGCCAGAAGCUCUGACUCGGGGGCUAUGGGCAGGCCCCCUCCCAGGACUGACGUCACACUGCUCCAGAGUUCUCCUGGGCUUUGUCACUCAGGGAGACUUCUCCAUGGCUGUUGGCUGUGGAGAAGCCCUAGGGUUUGUUAGUGUGACUGGCUUGCUGGAAAUGUUGUCCAGCCAGUCAGCAGCCACAAGGGGCCUGGUGCUGCUGCGACCGCCCACCUCCCUGCAGUACCGCUUUGCAAGACUUGCCAUUGAGGUGUGAAUGUGGGCUCACAGCCUGAUAUCCUAACUCUUUUUGUCAUCCCACAGAUAGUCCUGGCUGUCUCUGUCAUCUGAUUUAAAGUAGAAAGUAAAACUGCUUGGAAACAAGAAUUAAAGUUAUAGUUAUGUGGCUGAUGAUCUGUUUGCUUUAUCCUAACAAUCUGAGUGUUUUCCUGUUU